This is a messenger RNA of Sinocyclocheilus anshuiensis, 612 nucleotides long. RefSeq names its product PET100 cytochrome c oxidase chaperone (gene pet100). The record is from RefSeq and is a predicted model, not a curated record. Gene Ontology annotation, biological process: mitochondrial respiratory chain complex IV assembly. The transcript is spliced from 4 exons. The coding region runs from base 73 to 309 and encodes 78 amino acids. Lineage: Eukaryota; Metazoa; Chordata; Actinopteri; Cypriniformes; Cyprinidae. Gene Ontology annotation, cellular component: mitochondrial inner membrane; mitochondrion.
UCAGCGCGACCUUUAUUUUGACAUCUUACAAAACAGGAAGUGCCUGAAUGCGUGACUGUCAAGCUGUAGGACAUGGGGGUUAAAAUAGAGGUUUUCAGGAUGAUGGUGUAUCUGUCGUUUCCAGUGGCGAUGUUUUGGAUAUCAAACCAAGCGGAGUAUUUUGAGGAAUACAUCGUGAAGCGAAAGAGGGAAAUCUUCCCACCUGAUGAGAAAAUGCAUAGGCAAGAGCUGGAGGAUUUCAAGGAGCGCAUGAGAAACCGAAGGGAGCAGAAGAUGCUGAAACAGAUGGGCAUGCAGUCUGAGGAAUGACUAUAAAACAACAGCACUUCUUAUUGCAUCAUAAUGCAACCUUGGGAUCAAGUCUUAAUGUGUAACAUGGAAACACUGUAAACUUCUCCCAAAGUGUCAAACCAUAUAGUGGAAAACAUAAGAAUAUUGUUUAUGGGCAUAAUUUAAGAAAUGGGUGGGAAAAUGUAUAUUUUUGUAAAUAUAUACGUUUCAUUGCCUUUGAAUGUUCACAAUGGAAUGGUUUGACUUUAUUCAUUUCUUAAUAGCUGUGAAAACACUGCUUUUUGUUGUUGCCUGUUUGUUUUUUUUUAAUUGAAAAUAAAU